AUGUCGACGGCCCCUCCGAACAAAGAAGGCGACGGUCAUGCCAAGAUCGAAGUACCCCAGGGUCAUCAUCAGACCCACAACGAAGAGGAUGAGCCUGCGAGUCCUGGGAUGAAGAAUAGCAAAGGAUGGGAUGGGAAGCUACGCGUUCCCAAGUCGGCCGUCCUGGCGAACCCCGAAGCCCUGACAGAUGAGGAGUAUUCGGAUAACGAGAAUGUUUUGGAGGGCGAGAAGAUUGCGGCUGAUGAGGACCUCCUAGGCGACGAAAAAUCCGAUACGGAAGAAAUCAUGUGUACGCACUCCCGCGUUAGCUCCAUCGCCUCACUACACCUAGAGCGCUUCCGAAAGGUGGUACGCAUAUGUCUCCGUCAAAACAGCAUACAAAAGAUGAACGGGCUAGAGGGGGUUUCGCCGACGACGCUCAAGGACCUAGACCUGUACGACAACCUGAUAUCGCACGUGCGCGGUCUCGACACCCUGACGGCCCUGCGCAGCCUGGACCUGAGCUUCAACAAGAUCAAGCACAUCAAGAACAUCAACCACCUCACCGAGCUGCGCGACCUGUUCCUGGUGGCCAACAAGAUCAGCACCAUCGAGGGGCUGGAGGGCCUCGUCAACCUCAAGUCCCUAGAGCUCGGGUCCAACCGGAUUCGCGAUCUGCAGAACCUAGACAGCCUCUCCAACCUCGAGGAGCUAUGGGUGGCCAAGAACAAGAUCACCAGUCUGAAGGGGCUGUCGGGACUGCCUAAGCUGCGCCUCCUGAGUAUCCAGUCGAACCGCAUCUCUGAUCUGUCUCCCCUAGCCGAGGUUCCCUCCCUCGAGGAGCUGUACAUCUCGCACAACAUGCUCGAGUCUCUUGAGGGGAUCGAGUCCAACGCCAAACUGACAGUCAUUGACAUCUCCAACAACAAGGUUUCUAGUCUUCGUGGGCUGGGUCCCCUGACCGAGCUUCAGGAGCUCUGGGCUAGCUAUAACAUUGUCGCCGACUUUGCGGACGUCGAGCGCGAACUCAAGGAUAAGGAGCACCUGACCACCGUGUACUUUGAGGGUAACCUCCUGCAGCUGCGUGCUCCGGCACUCUACAGGAACAAGGUCCGUUUGGCAUUGCCGCAACUCAGCCAGAUUGAUGCCACUUUUGUAAAGGUGUAG
This is a messenger RNA of Geosmithia morbida, 1146 nucleotides long. RefSeq lists its product as uncharacterized. The coding region runs from base 1 to 1146 and encodes 381 amino acids. The record is from RefSeq and is a predicted model, not a curated record. Lineage: Eukaryota; Fungi; Ascomycota; Sordariomycetes; Hypocreales; Bionectriaceae. Gene Ontology annotation, molecular function: protein binding. The transcript has 3 exons.